GGUGUCUGUGCCGCUGCUGAAGACGCUGGACCAGAUGCUGGCCAACGGGUGCUUUGAUGUCUUCGCGUUGGAGGAGGACCACCCCUUUGCUGUGAAGUUGCUCACGCUUUGCAAGGAGGAAAUGAAGAAGUCCAAAGACAUCCAGAAGCUUCGGUCGAGCAUUGCCGUGUUCUGUGGCAUGAUCCGGUUCCCCGGCGAGGUCAGGAAGAGCGUGCUGCUGCAGCUGCUGCUGCUGCUUUGCCACCCGUUCCCCGUC
This is a messenger RNA of Orycteropus afer afer, 256 nucleotides long. The record is from RefSeq and is a predicted model, not a curated record. Lineage: Eukaryota; Metazoa; Chordata; Mammalia; Tubulidentata; Orycteropodidae.